GCGCCCCGGAAGUCGAAGUCCCCGCAGGCUUUGCCGGGCCCUUCCGGUGGCUUCUGCGGCGGCCCAAGUGGCGGGUCCUCCCUACCGGCCGCGGAAGCGCCGUGGGCUGCCGUGGGAGCUGCGCCCGGCCUCACAGCUUCACCCGCCGGGUCGUGGCGGGCGGCAGGCCAAGUCCCGAACCCCGGGCCGUAGGUAAGCCGAGGUGAGGGAGUUGUGUUCCCCCGCCUCCUAGGCCGGCCUGGGCCUCUCCGGCCCGGUGCCUGAAACACGCCAGGUGAGGCCAGAAUGACCUGCUCAGCGGCCCGUGGCCGCCGCUCCGCCUGCUGUGUACCUUUGCUCCGCCUUCACCAGCCGGCGGUGGUGGUCUCGCCCGGGCGUGUGGCCGAGGAAACCCGCAGCUGGUGGGGCCCGCAGCCGGGCACAGGCCGCGGAGGCUGCCUCUGCCUUGACGCUCAGUCCGUCUGGGAAGAAAGCAGCCUCGCGGAGGAGAGCAGAGGAGUCUGCUUCCUGCUGUGAGCAGCCAGCUGGCCCCCAGACUGUCAAGGCCCAGACCACCUGGACUGACGUCGUCUCAUGGAGCCUCAGGGUGAGAAGCCAGGAGAGGCCGAAGGGGUGCGCAUCACCUCCCAGAUGCUCAAGUCCUGCUCGGGCGAGUUUGCCCUGGAGUCCAUCCUGCUGCUGAAGCUACGAGGCCUGGGGCUGGUGGACCUCGGCUGCCUGGGAGAGUGCCUGGGUCUCGAGUGGCUGGAUCUGUCUGGCAACGCGCUCACCCAGCUGGGCCCCCUGGCCUCCUUGCGCCAGUUGGCCGUCCUCAAUGUUGCCAACAAUCGGCUGACAGGGCUGGAGCCACUGGCUGCCUGCGAGAACCUGCAGAGUCUCAAUGUUGCAGGCAACCUGCUGGCCACCCCUAGCCAGCUGCAGUGUCUGGCGGGGCUGCGGGGCCUGGAGUACCUGCGGCUCCGGGACCCUUUGGCCCGGCUCAGCAACCCUCUCUGUGCCAGUCCCUCCUACUGGACGGUGGUCCGUGAGCUGCUGCCAGGCCUGAAGGUCAUCGACAGUGAGCGUGUGACUGGGCGUGGCAGUGAAUUUUACCAGCUGUGUCGGGACCUGGACUGCUCCUUGCAGCCCAGCUCCAGCCCAGGCCCCAGCACCUCUGAGGCCCAGCCCUGGGUGGAGCCAGGGUACUGGGAGUCCUGGCCGCCCCGGAGCAGUUCCAUCCUGGAGGAGGCCUGCCGGCAGUUCCAGGACUCGGUGCAGGAGUGCAGAGACCUGGACCGCCAGGCCGCUGACAGCCUGGCCCAGGCCGAGCAGCUACUCGGUCCUGCGGGUACCGCCUCCUCCUUUGUCUUCUAAUGGUGCCCCAUGGCCCCGGACAGCGUGGCCUAAGGCCAUGGGGUCGGCACAGUGUGUCCCAGCAGCCCACACCUCCCCUCCUGCCUCUGCACUUGUCUUCACUGUUUCAUCACGCUGGGCACUGUCCCUGCAAACUGCGCUAUUCAUUUAUCCCUGUUCCUAGGAGCAGACCCCCUCCUCCCACUCCUACCUCAAGAAAAUCCCUGUGUUCUUCAGGGAAGACUUCCCUGGGGCUUCAAGCAGGUGUCAGGACCCUCCAUUAGCAGCUGGCACUGUGUGUCUGUCCUGCCACCUAUGCCAUACGCCUGGGGAGGAGGGUCCAGGCCUUUGUCUGCCACUCCUGGCUGCUCAGGCCUCAGACUGGCGGAAGAAAGCUGCUACUCCCUAAGGGUAAAGGUGGCAAAGGAAGGGAUGGAGUGCCCCCCAUCCCAGUGGUCCUGGAAAUAGAUAUGAGCAGAGCACAGAGCAUGGAAGCUGGCAUUUGCACCUUUCCAGAUGUGCCUACCCGCCAGUCCCGUGCCUCCACGGAGCCUUCACUGCCCAUCCUAAGCCCUAUUAAAUAUUUCUGUUUUAA
Messenger RNA from Myotis daubentonii (Daubenton's bat), 1927 nucleotides. It is a transcript of the gene LRRC61, whose product is annotated as leucine rich repeat containing 61. Gene Ontology annotation, biological process: outer dynein arm assembly. Gene Ontology annotation, molecular function: protein binding. The record is from RefSeq and is a predicted model, not a curated record. Gene Ontology annotation, cellular component: cytoplasm. Lineage: Eukaryota; Metazoa; Chordata; Mammalia; Chiroptera; Vespertilionidae.